UCAGCUUAAAGUACCGUGCGGUACAUUCCAGGACAGACAUAUAAGUAUUCUGAUCCAAGAACGGAGCGAGUGAGGAAGAAAAAAAAGUUCCAAAAGUUUGACGCUGAGAGAUAAUUACUCAAGACGAAGCAGAGGAUUCAUCGCUGAUCCAGAGAAGAAUCCCCACAGAUAAAAAUGCCAGGCGAGAGGUUAGCAGUAAGAGGGACGUCAGAGGUGGGGCGUUUUCCUGGAGCAGCCCCACCCACCAGGGUGGAGCUGACCAUUCACAAAGAGGGGGAGAAGAAACAGGAAGAGGGAGCCUGCCGCCGCUGGUUCAGGAAGAUGUGUCCAUGCUGCUGUAAGCGCCAGAGCAGUACCUCCUAUGAUGUUACAGAUAAGGUGGAAUAUGUGAAACCCCCAGCCCCGACCCCGGAGCCUGUCAAGCCAAAGCCUGAGAAUGGAGAGGCAAAGGAAAUGGAAGACAUUGUCAAGUUGUCAGUGUGUUCUGUGGAUCUGCUGAGCUCCAAGACGGGUCAGAACAGACAGGAGCAUCACACCGACUUGUAUCAUGGGGAUGAAAUGAUAAUCCGCAGAGGACAGACCUUCCAGAUGGAGCUGGAGCUUAACAGGCCCUUCAGUGCUGACAAUGACAAGCUGCAUCUGGACCUGAAAACAGGUCCCCUGCCGUUGGUGGCCAAAGGCACCCAUGUCAUCAUCCCACUGGUGGAUCAGCUGGAGGAUGAACGCUGGGAGGCAAAGAUUGUAGAGCAGAAUGGCAACAAGGUCAAGCUGUCCGUCAACUCGCCAGCCAGUGCUGUGAUUGGUCUGUACGGGCUCACGGUGACAACAAGCUCUUCGAUGGGCGAGGCGGCAUCUACUUACAACUCCAGCAAGAACAUCGUUAUGCUCUUCAACCCUUGGUGUGAAGAGGACACAGUGUUCCUGGAUGACGAAGAGGAGAGUAAGGAGUACGUUCUGAAUGACACUGGGAGGAUUUACUACGGCACAGAGAAACAAAUAGGUGCUCGCACGUGGAACUUUGGACAGUUUCAUGAGGGAAUCUUGGAAGCGUGCCUGUUUAUCCUGGAGAAGAGUGACAUGCCUCCAUCUGGUCGAGGCGAUCCUGUCAACGUGGUCAGAGUCCUAUCUGCCAUGAUUAACGCUCAGGAUGACUUUGGGGUUCUGGUGGGGAAUUGGUCUGGGGAUUACUCUGACGGAGUCUCUCCUGCGGCAUGGAGCAGCAGCGUGGAGAUCCUGAGGAAGUACCACUCCUCCAAUGGAACGCCUGUGUCAUAUGGACAGUGUUGGGUGUUCUCCGGAGUCACUACAACGGUGUUGCGCUGUCUUGGCAUACCCGCCCGCAGUGUGACCAACUUCCAGUCUGCUCACGAUACUGAUGUAUCCCUCACCAAUGAUGUCUAUUUUGAUGAGAAUUUGGAGCCGAUCGACUACCUCAAUAGUGACUCUGUGUGGAACUUCCACGUAUGGAAUGACUGCUGGAUGGCGAGACCUGACCUGCCCCCUGGUAAUGGAGGCUGGCAGGCUGUUGACUCUACUCCCCAGGAAACAAGUCAGGGCACCUUCCGCUGUGGCCCUGCCUCCAUCAACGCCAUCCGCUCUGGCCAGGUCUACCUCAAACACGACACACCUUUUGUCUUUGCUGAGGUCAACAGUGACAAGAUCUACUGGCAGAGGAACCUGGACGGUACCUUCAGCCAGUUCCACAGUGAGAAGAAAGCUGUCGGCCACUGCAUCAGCACUAAAGCUGUAGGCUCUGAUGAGCGGGCAGACAUCACACACCUGUACAAACACCAAGAAGGUUCAGAAGAGGAACGCAUCGCCGUGGAGACUGCCAGUCGCUAUGGCAGCAAGCCAGAUGUCUACUCCACACCCAUGGCGGAGGAUGUGAGCGUCGAGGUGAAGAUGGAGGGUGAGGGGCCUUUGAUGGGUGCUGAUGCCCAGCUGACCAUCCUGGUGAAGAACCUGAGCUCGCAGCCUCGUCGGACCACUCUGCACAGCCAGGUGGCUGUCAUGUACUACACUGGUGUGCUGAAGGGCACGAUUAAGAAGGAGCAGAUGGCUGUGGAGCUUUUGCCCAAUGAAGAAAAGACCAUUGAGUGGGUGCUGCCCUACCAACAGUACCAAAACCAGCUGGUGGAUCAGGCAGCUCUGAUGCUGACCCUGUCUGGAAGAGUCAGUGAGACCCAGCAAGUGCUAGCCAACCAGACCACGUUCAGGCUCCGUACACCUGACCUCAUCAUCAAGCCUUUGGGAGAAGCAGUUGUUGGUAAGGAGAUGGCAGCCAAGAUUACCUUCACCAACCCCCUGCCACGUAUGCUAAAGGGAGUGGUGUUCAGAGUGGAGGGCCUGGGUCUGCAGAAGGGCCAUGAAGUGGUUGUUGGUGAUGUAGGCGGUCACUCCACAGUGACACUGACAGAGCACUUCAUCCCCACCCAGCCCGGACCUAGGAAGCUGGUGGCAUCUCUUGACUGUAAACAGCUCACGCAAGUGCAUGGAGUGGCCGAUAUUGUCGUUCUUGAGCAAUAAGAGGCGAUAUCACAUCCUGUCAUGUCACUUCAUUUCCUUAUAAAACAUGAGCUGAGUGCCUCUGACUAUAUGUAAAGGGUCCUGAGUUCCUGUAUCUUAAACUAUCUUGCUUAUUUUGUACUGAACCAACAUUUUUGUUAUUUUUAAAACUAUGAAUAGACAAUUAGCAACUGUAGCACUAUCAGUAUUAUAUUUUUUAACUUAAAAUAAUAUAAAUUCACACGUCUGCCUUGCUCUGAAAGUUCUAAACUGUAGUGAAGUAAUGCAGCAGGGAUUAAAUGCAUGCAAAUGAAGUGCUUUAAUUAACAAGCGUUCUUACUUUGAAGUUAUAAAACUGUCAAAUUACACAGACUGUCAAAACACUAGUGCAUUUCAAGACACUGACCAAAGCAUGUGAAGGUGCAGAAAGUCAGGUCAUGAUCAUUUUGUGAUAAUGUAAAUACUGUAUGUGUGUUAUUCCUAUAGCUUGUCAUUAAAAAAAACAUAUGUGAAAAGUGCUGUUAGACAAAAAGAGCCUCAUGUGGCUCACAUGAAGGAAGAGUACUGUGAGGUGUUUUUAAAGGGAAUGAUGUUGAAAUUGGCAUUGACAUUUUGCAAAGGGCACAUUAUUAUAAUUUCCCAAGUCUUUUCUGUCACAUUUGACUGAAACACUUGUAAUUAUUGUUGAAAAGAUAAAGUAUUUUUUCCCCCGUACCAAUUAACGAUGGUGAUUUCCAAAAAUUGAAACCUACAAGGACAUGGCUAAAAGGUUAUUUUAAUCACCAGAUGAAUGCAAAUUCCUCACGCCUCCUUUAUUUUGAAAACCAACAAGUGAAGCUCUCCAUUUGCAGAAUGCAAACCAAACUGUUCCCUUGGGAGGAAUUUUACCAGAUGCUUUUGUGUGUCUUGUGUGUGCCUCUCCAUAUGUGUGUGUAUAAUAACACUGAAGCCAUCCUUACAAUAUAUUGCAUCUUACCUGAAAAAUCGGACUUGGUUACUGCUGUGAAUUCAAGCAAACCACAUCAGACCACAGUGGCCUUAAUUCACUUCAGCUUCAGCUGGUUCUCAUCUGUUUAACUUCAGCACUACAAACUACAAUGUGAAUUGAAGUAUUUUAAUAACAUUACAUUAUUUAUCUACCAUAUCUACCUGGACUGUUUUUCAGUAUUGUAUGUGUUGUGAUGGUAAUAAACCUUACGCUGAAAUGAU
Molecule: messenger RNA, 3714 nt
Organism: Epinephelus moara (kelp grouper)
Lineage: Eukaryota; Metazoa; Chordata; Actinopteri; Perciformes; Serranidae
Gene: tgm1l1
Product: transglutaminase 1 like 1
Exons: 14
Coding region: 175-2526 (783 amino acids)
Biological process (GO): peptide cross-linking
Molecular function (GO): protein-glutamine gamma-glutamyltransferase activity
Source: RefSeq, a predicted model, not a curated record